UUCUAGAAACAUUUACUCGUAUUAUCUUAUAUCACCGUACCUAGUUAUUCAGAUUCCUUUUUUCUUCUUCCCAAAUUAGAUCUGCGUUUUUAGGUUAAGAAUCCUUCGUCUCCUUUUCUUCUUUUGCAGAUUCUUCCCUAAAAUUCUUCUUUAUUCUUAUAAUUCUUAUUGCUGUUUCCUGUAAUUGAGGGUUUACAAUCUUUAACUACUUUCAUAGCUUUUGCAAUUAGGGUUCCAUAUCCUUUCAGAACUCAGCGGUCAGUUGAACAAGAUGUACUUUCUUGCAUCUUCAUACCAAAAUGCAGGUUUUGUGCUGGUUUUUGUAUCUAAAUGGACAACAAGAUGUUCAUCCGGUUGGUCGAGGAGAAGAAGAAGCGAGUCAUGGAGAGGAAAGAAGCGCCACUGAAAUGGGAGCAGAGAUUAGAAGCGGCUGCAAAAGCAAAAGCUGAUGCUGAGGCUAAAGAAAGGAAGAUAAAGUUGGCAAAGAAAAACAAAAAGAAGUGGGUAUCUGAUUCUGAUAGUGAUACUGAAUCUGAAAGUGGUCAUGGAGGCCGAAAGUCCAGAAAGCGAUCCCAUAAGAAGCAUAAAAGGCACACACAUUUUGAUUCAGUAGAUGAGAAGAGGGAGAAGAAAUCCAAGCGCAAAUCUAGGAGACACUCAUCAGACUCUAGUGACAGCAGUGAUUAUUAUGACAGUGUCUCUGAAGAUGACAGGAGAAGAAGGAAGCGAUCUCAGAGAAAGUAUGGUCGACGUGAUUCUGGUUCUGCCGAUUCUUCUUCCGAUGAAGACGCUGCUGUGAGGAGAUCUCACAAAAGGCACCACAAACGCCACAAAAGGUCAGACAGUGAAUCUUCUGAUUUCUCUGAGGAGGACGCUCGAAGGAGAUCCAAGCACCACAAGCGUCAUCGUAGAUCCAGGUCGAAUGACUUGAGAUCUUCUAGUGAUGAUGGCUAUUUGGAAAGGAGGAAAACUCACAGGAAUGACAGAAGAAGCAACUCACUAGGAAAACCAUCCGAUGAUCAAGGUAGACACAAGAAGGAUGAUUACUACCAUCAUCACAAUGACAUUCAUGAAAACAAUGGGAUUGCCAAAAUAACAACAGUUUCGGGUAAUCCGCCACUCGAAGCAAAUGGUGAUAGUUUGCAGCAUGAAAAACCGAAGUAAUAAUGGCCAUGUCAACUACUCCAAGCAAGAAGCAGGCAAAGAGGCUAAAGGGCAUGAAAAUCAAGUGACUCAGUAAAGAAUGAUCCUUACUAGUGAAUGCUUGACGAUUAUUGACUACAUUUUACUAUCGACGGGAAUAGGAUUCCUGUCGAAUUGUUUUAACAUUAUGAUUUGUGUUAUCUUGCUUACAAAACAUCGUUUUCGUUUUAGUUUGGAGCUAUUCCGCGCUUGGGGAAGUAAUUUCCCUUUGCUUCAAAUUGUUUUAUGCUGAGUUCAUUGUCACAAUUGACUUUUAAGUUGCGAUUUCAAAUUUCUUGAUGGUAUUGGAUA
Amaranthus tricolor (Joseph's coat) is the source of this 1494-nucleotide messenger RNA. Its product is annotated as CAX-interacting protein 4. The record is from RefSeq and is a predicted model, not a curated record. The transcript is spliced from 2 exons. NCBI's taxonomy places the organism in Eukaryota, Viridiplantae, Streptophyta, Magnoliopsida, Caryophyllales, Amaranthaceae. Bases 331 to 1164 code for a protein of 277 amino acids.